UGACAAUCGAAAAAGAUUCGUGCGAUCAUUCAUAGUACGUAGCCUACUCCGAUCGAUAUAAAAGAUCGGACAGUGCACAGGUCACCGUUUAAAUUUCUUCGCAUGUCACAGGGGAAGUGUCACUGAUAUUUGACACUCCACUGGGCUGGUAUUUUGAAAAUUUCGGAAUAAAAUAAAUAGUCCGAGAGUAACAGGAAGUUUGAUGUAAUUUUGUUUUAGUCUGUGAUGGGCUAAGAGUGUGUUUUUGUGUGGUCCAGUAUUUUUGUGAAUAGUGUUUUGGAAAUAAUAAAAGAAUAUGGUUAAAGAAACCUUUGAAAUUGCUGAGGCAGAGAAGAAGAAUGGAUUUGUUAUUGAGGAAAAACCCGUAGAAAAAGCUCCAACUUUUGGAAAACGUCACAGCCAAGUACUCAUCUUGUUCGCACUGGUGUUUCUAGCUUAUGGAAUCAGAGUAACCCUUUCUGUAGCUAUUGUGGCUAUGACUACACCGUCAGCUAGCAGCAAUCCAAAUAUACCAACGUAUCCAGAUUGGAAUGAUAAAAGUAUUGUAUUAUCAGCAUUCUUUUGGGGAUACAUAAUACCACAAAUUUUUGCUGGCUGGAUCGCAGGACAAUAUGGUCCAAAAUGGUUUUUGGUCGGUUCUAUGACUGUAUGUGGUGGCAUGUGUAUAGUCCUACCCGCCAUGGCAGCCCUUUUAGGGUCCCUGGGUGUGAUGGUCAGCAGAGCAAUACAGGGAUUGUGUCAAGGAUUUAUAUUUCCCAGUGUCCAUUGUGCUUUAAGUCGUUGGGUACCACCUGAAGAAAGAUCUAGAUUAGCGACACUAGUAUAUGCAGCUGGUCCUCUUGGUACAGUUGCUGGUAUGUUGUUAACUGGAGUGAUCUCAGCUAGUAACUUAGGUUGGCCCACUGUGUUCUACCUCUAUGGAGCAGGAUCCAUCGCAUGGGCUGCUUUCAGUGCACUCUUCAGUGCGAACAGUCCCUCAAGUCAUCCGAGCAUAAGCGAAGCAGAGAGGUACUUUAUAGAGAACAGUUUAGGACACACUGAAGAUAAACCGAAACCUAAAACUCCUUGGACAGCAAUUUGGACAUCCGUACCACUGUGGGCCAUCCUUAUCACCCACUGCGGUCAGAAUUGGGGUUUCUGGACAUUGAUGACUGAAAUACCAACUUACAUGAGCAAAGUAAUGAACUUCGAUAUCAAAGCAAACAGCGCUCUAUCAGCAUUACCGUAUUUGGUACUGUGGAUUCUGAGUUUCUUCAUGAGCUUUGCUUCUGAUGCUUUGAUAAAUAGGAAUAUCUUGACAUUGGGACAUGCGAGGAAGUUAUUCAACUCAAUAGGAUUGGUUAUACCUGCGUUAGCUCUAUUCUUUCUGGGUAUUACACCAGGAGAUGAACCAAUAAGGGCAGUAGCUUUGCUCGUUGUAGCCGUUGGAUUCAACUCCGGGGUUUACUGUGGUUUCAACGUCAACCAUGUUGAUAUAUCACCUACCCACGCAGGUACUUUGAUGGGUAUUACCAAUGGUAUAUCGAAUAUCUUUGGAAUUGUUGCACCACUUAUGGUACAGUUUAUAGUAACGAACGAGACUGAUGCUACUCAAUGGAAAAUAAUAUUUUUCCUCACAGCUAUCAUAUACGUAGCCACCAGUUUAGUUUUUAACUUCUUUGGAUCUGGAGAAGUACAAAAGUGGAAUGACAAACCAGAAGAUUGAGAUUGAUAGAGUAUAACGCAGUAGGAAAGAACUUCAACCAAAGAAUAAAAACCUACAAAGAAUCUGUGAUAACAUCUUAAUAUAUAAUUACGAUAUAUUAAUUAGCAAAAUAAAGUGGAGGCACAAAAAUGCGGUACUUAUGACAAAACGAUUUCAAAAUUUUCCAGUCUGUUUUAUAUCAUGAUUCUGAAAUUCAAAAAACAUUUAAGUGUGAAAUAUUCAAUAUAAAAUACUUUUUGAAAAGUGUAAUGUAAGUCUUUAUAACGAGAGAAUAUACAAUUUUCACAGAGUGUCAUCCUAAAAAAAUUGCCGUUAAAACAAUCUACAAUAGAAAUAAGAUGACAGACAAUAGUUUUAUUGUCACUAUUUGGGUAUUCUCUUGCUGUACAGACUGUCCAUAGGUAUAAUAUUUAAGAAUAAAUAAUUGUAACGAAAAUGUAUGUCUUAGAGGAAAAAAGAAAUGUUAAUAUAUUUUUUGUAUGUUUGUAUCUAAUUUGAGUGUUGUAUUGUAAUAGCAAAAUGUAUAUGCUGGUUUCAUAUACAAACUUCAAUGCAAUUUGUAUAAAACGAUUACCUACGUUAAGUUAUCUUAAUUUAAUUUAAUAAUUUAAUUUAAUUUGACGGAAAUGUACCAUUUUUAAAUAAGAAUAAAAAAAUAAUUUAUUUUG
Molecule: messenger RNA, 2373 nt
Organism: Sitophilus oryzae (rice weevil)
Lineage: Eukaryota; Metazoa; Arthropoda; Insecta; Coleoptera; Curculionidae
Product: putative inorganic phosphate cotransporter
Exons: 10
Coding region: 296-1705 (469 amino acids)
Biological process (GO): transmembrane transport; monoatomic anion transport
Cellular component (GO): plasma membrane
Molecular function (GO): transmembrane transporter activity
Source: RefSeq, a predicted model, not a curated record